Molecule: messenger RNA, 764 nt
Organism: Periophthalmus magnuspinnatus
Lineage: Eukaryota; Metazoa; Chordata; Actinopteri; Gobiiformes; Gobiidae
Gene: ccl35.1
Product: chemokine (C-C motif) ligand 35, duplicate 1
Exons: 3
Coding region: 50-322 (90 amino acids)
Biological process (GO): G protein-coupled receptor signaling pathway; neutrophil chemotaxis; lymphocyte chemotaxis
Cellular component (GO): extracellular region
Molecular function (GO): chemokine activity; CCR chemokine receptor binding
Source: RefSeq, a predicted model, not a curated record
ACCAGCUCCUCACAAACUCUCAGAUUAAAGAACACUCCUGACCAUCAACAUGGCUGCUCGUUUCAUCCUGUUUGUGCUGCUCUUGGGGAUUGCCAGCAUCAGUCUAAGUCAAGCUCUGCGUGGUCCAGGUCCAAAGAGAUGCUGUUUUGAAUUCACUAAAUUUGUUUCUGAGAGAAAAGUGAUGGGAUACAGGCGGACUCCUCAGCAGUGCUCAAAUGCCGGUGUGCUAUUGAAGAUGAGGAAUGGCCUUCUGUGUGCAAAGCCCUCUGAGCCCUGGGUGAAAGAGCUUAUGCGCCGCAUCGACUCCAGAACCGGCAUCUAAAGGACAUAUUCUAUGGACUGCAUGAUCCAUUGCUACUGCUGUAUUCUACGAGAUUUGUCCCAAAAUCUGAGUCCCAGAUGAAACUAAUUUCUAAUUGUGUAACUUUGGCCUGCUAUUAUAACAUUUGUGCAGUCUCUCACAGUAUUUUUAGAAGUAUUUUGUGUGUAUUUUAGCUCAUUUUAGUCCAAGUCUUUUAUUUUGGCAGCAAUUUAUUGCUAUGGGAUAUGGUUUGUAAGUGUCAAUGGAGCCCUAGCAAUUCUAAUUCCAUUUUGUUUGGGAUAUGUCUACAAGCAUAUGGUUGUACAUGUGCAACAAUUUGAAUAGGUUAUGAUCUUUUUCCUUUUUAUUUUAUGGGGAUGACCGAACACUGUGAGCUGCUUUUUAAAUUGUGUAUGUGUAAUGUCUCCCUUUUCCACGUGGUGUCACCAAAACAAAGCAUAAA